UUGUGUGUUCAAUACGUUAUGCAUUGUAUGUAAGCAAACGUAUUAUGUAUUGAAUGACUAAAUGUAUGGAAAAAUGGCUUUAUUUUAGUUACAAUUGAUUGUCAAGACUUUAAUUGAAUAUAUUUAAAGUGAUUGAUAACAAACAUACCGUUAAUUACCAUUAAUUAGUACUCAUUAGCCUUAAUAUUAUCAAUCAGUUAGUUAUGUUAUGAAGUGUUGUAUCAAAUGAUGUCCAGACGUGUUGUCGGAGUAAUUGUGAGAAGUGGUCGAAAACAAUCCAACAAUUUUCUGAUGUACGGCAUAUCAGAGCCGACUGUAUAUCACGCUUUGGUCGUCAUAUUCCUCGAGUUCUUCGCCUGGGGUUUGCUUACCACUCCUAUGAUAACUGUGUUAAAUGAGACGUUUCCGAGCCAUACAUUUCUUAUGAAUGGAUUGAUUGUUGGGAUCAAAGGUUUCUUAUCAUUCCUGUCGGCGCCAUUGAUCGGUGCAUUAUCUGACCUCUGGGGCCGUAAAUUUUUUCUUUUACUCACCGUAUUCUUCACGUGUUCUCCGAUACCACUCAUGUAUUUGAAUACAUGGUGGUAUUUCGCGAUGAUAUCUCUUUCAGGUGUGUUUGCCGUUACAUUUUCAGUGGUGUUCGCCUAUGUGGCUGACGUGACCACAGAGCACGACAGGAGUUCGGCUUAUGGACUCGUUUCGGCCACAUUUGCCGCCAGUCUAGUCACGUCCCCAGCAUUGGGUGCAUAUCUGAGUGCUCUUUACGGCGACAGUCUAGUCAUAUUGAUAGCGACAUUAAUAGCUGUUUUAGAUGUUUUAUUUAUAUUAUUUUUCGUACCCGAAUCAUUGCCCGAAAAAUUAAGAUUAAAAUCGAUCUCAUUGUGGGAAACGGCUGAUCCAUUUGUCUCACUUCGUAAAGUAGGCAAAGACAAGACAAUUUUGAUGCUAUGUUUAGCCGUUUUUCUGUCAUAUUUGCCAGAAGCGGGUCAGUACUCAUGUUUUUUUGUAUACUUGAGACUUGUCAUGGGUUUCAGUGCUGAAGAUGUGGCACUUUUUAUUGCUGUCGUCGGUCUACUAUCAGUCAUAGCCCAGACGGCAAUGUUAUCUAUGUUUAUGCGAACCUUCGGCAGUAAAAACACGAUAAUGUUUGGACUAUUGUUAGAAAUGCUUCAACUAAUGUGGUAUGGAUUUGGCUCUCAAACUUGGAUGAUGUGGACGGCCGGUAUUGUUGCCGCAUUGGCCUCUAUAACUUAUCCAAGUAUAAGUGCCUAUUCAUCAAUGGGCGCCGAUGCCGAUAAACAAGGCUUAGUUCAGGGACUCAUUACAGGAAUUAGAGGAUUAUGUAAUGGUUUGGGUCCAGCAGUUUAUGGAUUUGUGUUUAAUUUAUUUAAUGUUGAUUUAACACACAAUGUGCCUGUUAUGGGUCAAUACCCGGGUGGAGGCGAGAGGGGGGCUCUAGUGAUGAACGAGCGAAUGAUGAAUUCAAGCAUUCAUACUAUAAAUAUGUCGGACAACCUCCUGAUUCCGGGCCCACCCUUUGUUUUUGGAGCCUUUUUAGUGUUUCUGGCAAUUCUUGUGACUGCUAUAGGAAUUCCAGAACUAAUUCAAUAUCCUUCUCAACAUAAUUGUGAAAGUAAUCAAUAUAACAGCUCCGGUAGGCAAAGCUCUAAGUACUUCUACACUUCAAUGCAAUAUCAACGUAACGACAAUCAAUGCGUUGGGACCAAUGUUAUUGAUAGUAAAAGUAGUCCAUUAGGAAGUGCUGAUGAAGAUAAUAUCAAUCAUUGUACUCAUUCUCUUACAUCUAUAGCUAGUCCUCUGAGGAAAAGUGAAAAUAAGAGAUAUGAGAUGCAUAAAAGGGGACCAAUUAAUAGUGAAUUACAGCUGCCAUUAAUGCAAGACUUGGAUCCGUUAUAAGUGAAAGUUCUGUGAUCUCUGUAAAACUUGUUGUCUUAUGUUUUGUAUUAGUAAUUUCAAAUUGUUGUCAUAUUAUGUAUAAUAUUUUUGUUUUACCACUCAUUCC
Molecule: messenger RNA, 2020 nt
Organism: Oppia nitens
Lineage: Eukaryota; Metazoa; Arthropoda; Arachnida; Sarcoptiformes; Oppiidae
Product: hippocampus abundant transcript 1 protein-like
Exons: 7
Coding region: 226-1914 (562 amino acids)
Biological process (GO): transmembrane transport
Cellular component (GO): membrane
Molecular function (GO): transmembrane transporter activity
Source: RefSeq, a predicted model, not a curated record